GACGGCAGGCAAUAUGUAUAAUGCGGUAAUAGCGCAAAUAAUCUCUCCAGCUGCUCUCCCUCCAGUCUCCACCAAACCAACUCUCUAGCUUAGCCCCUUAAGAGAUGCCUCUCGAAAAAACUGGGAGUGUCGGGCGCCGAAUCAGUGACAAUUGUACACUUAUGACUUAAGGAGGGAGCGGUUUCUUGUGACACGGAGUGAUUCAGUCUAAAGUAACCGUCUUGUCAGGUGCAGGUAAACGAGUGGAAACGACUUCGAACACCCUCUGCGUCAGGCGCGGGCGCGGGCGCGACAGUCUGUGUGCACUCGCGUAUAGCUUUCGGAUAGAGUUUUUGAUGUGCCACUGAGGUGGUAAGAGAAGAUGUGAAUUCACCUGCUAGAGCACUGUGACCACGCCGCGGAGGACCAGGUAGGUCUUUAAGCCGCAGAGCGCCGAGAAGUUAUCGUCCGAAAUAUGAACGGGGAAUUUUGCACCGACAAAGACUGUUCUCGGAUUAGAAGCCGUUUUUAUCAUUUUGUCGGCACUGUGGAUUACCGAGCGUUUUGAUUAUGUGUGCACCUCGCAUACCCACCCAAAGUGAGCGAAGACCUCCACAGGCUCCAUGCAAAACGAUGCAUGAUGUGCUGAUAUAGCUUCAACGAUGUGAAACGUUAUCACUGCACACAAUUACAUAUUUGUUUUGGGGUACACAUCUUACUCACCACAAAAGUGUGGAUAUUUUCGAAAUACUUACCUGCGGAAGUGGAGAGGAUUCGUUUUUAACAAACUCAACUACUGACAUCAAGGAGAGAAAGAAACGUGGAUUUUACAGUGAAAUUGCAGAACGGAGGUGCUUAUGAAAACCAACCGUAUCGUCAUUUAGCCAUUCUCUCCAAAUCUAUUUGAUGUCACAAGGGGCUGCUGCUGCUGCUGCUGCGUCGCCAUGACGACCGAGGACUGUCCCGUGCCACUGGGUGUGUCCCAGUCGGGGGCGGGGCUCUGCGAGGACUACGGCCCGACGCAGGCAGACGACAUCAUCGAGGAAGUGGGCCCGGCGGACGACGUGAGCAGCGACCUGAGCACCCUGGUGAUGCCCUUCCCGGAGCUGGCACCCGUCGUCUUCUUCUGCCUCAAGCAGACCACGUUCCCACGGAGCUGGUGCAUCCGCAUGGUGUCCAGCCCAUGGUUCGAGCGAAUCAGCAUCAUGGUGAUCCUGCUCAACUGCGUCACCCUCGGAAUGUACCAGCCCUGUGAGAACAUUGACUGCACCUCCGACCGAUGCCAGGUUCUACAGGCGUUUGAUGCCUUCAUCUACAUCUUCUUUGCACUUGAGAUGGUGGUGAAGAUGGUGGCUCUGGGGAUCUUUGGCCGUCGCUGCUACCUUGGCGAUACGUGGAAUCGACUGGACUUUUUCAUCGUGGUUGUGGGUAUGCAUGUGAUGGUUGAAUACUCCCUGGAUCUCCAGAACAUUAAUUUCUCCGCCAUCAGAACAGUGCGAGUUCUAAGACCACUCAAAGCCAUCAACCGAGUUCCCAGCAUGCGUAUCCUGGUGAACCUGCUGCUGGACACUCUGCCCAUGCUGGGGAACGUGCUGCUGCUCUGCUUCUUCGUCUUCUUCAUCUUCGGCAUCAUCGGCGUGCAGCUCUGGGCCGGACUACUGCGCAACCGCUGCUACCCAGAAGAGAACUUCACCCUCAACUCAGGGAUCACCCUCCCGGCGCCGUACUACCAGCCUGAGGAGGACGACGAGCGCCCCUUCAUCUGCUCGCUGGCGCAGGACAACGGCAUCGUGUCGUGCCGGGACGUGCCAACGCGGCGUGAGGGCGGCCGCGAGUGCUGCCUGGACAAGGAGGACGUGCUGCACCGGCAGGCGCUGGGCCUGGGCCCCGAGCCGCUGGUCAACAGCAGCGUCGGCAUCAUGGGCCUGUGCGUCAACUGGAACCAGUACUACACGCGCUGCCACACGGGCUACAGCAACCCGCACAAGGGCGCCAUCAACUUCGACAACAUCGGCUAUGCCUGGAUCGUCAUCUUCCAGGUGAUCACACUGGAGGGCUGGGUGGAGAUAAUGUACUACGUCAUGGAUGCCCACUCCUUCUACAACUUCAUCUAUUUCAUCUUCCUUAUCAUUAUCGGCUCCUUCUUCAUGAUCAACCUGUGCCUGGUGGUCAUCGCCACGCAAUUCUCCGAGACCAAGCAGCGCGAGCACCAGCUGAUGCAGGAGCAGCGUGCCCAGUGCCUGUCGUCCAGCACGCUGGCCUCGCUGACCGAGCCGGGCGACUGCUACGAGGAGCUCUUCCAGCUGGUGUGCCACAUGCUGCGCAAGGCCCGCCGGCGCUCUGCCGCCCUGUACUACACGCUCCGCGGCCGGCCACCUCCGCCCGGCGGGGGGAGAGGAGGCAGGGCAGGCAGGGGUGGUGGUGGAGGGGGCAGUGCCAAUGGAGGGGAGAAGCACCACGGGCAUUCAGGCCAUGUGUCUCACUGUCUGCAUCAGAGCAAGCUGGAGCACAGCUCCCAGGCUCUGGACAACGCCAUCUCCCUCUCUGUCACCUCCAACCCCGAGGACUGCCCCCAGUGCUCCGCCGCGCUGUCACUCAGGGAAGGGGAGGGAGCCAUGGGCGACUCGGCCAAUGGGGAGGACGAGGAGGGGGCUCUGGAGGAGACGGACAGGGAGGAGAACCACUUAGACGAGAGGAAGGAGGACGACACGAGGCCCAAGCGGCGGGCCAAGAGGAGGUCCUGCCUGGGCUUCUGCAAGCACGUGUGGGACGAGAUGCGGGUCAGGCUGUGGAGUAUAGUGGAGAGCAAGUACUUCAACAGGGGGAUCAUGAUCGCCAUCCUCAUCAACACCAUCAGCAUGGGCAUCGAGCACCACAACCAGCCUGAUGAGCUGACCAAUGUCCUGGAGAUCUGCAACAUAGUCUUCACCAGCAUGUUUACCUUGGAGAUGAUUCUGAAGCUGACUGCUUUUGGGUUCUUUGAAUACCUGCGUAACCCGUACAACAUCUUUGAUGGCAUCAUUGUCAUAAUCAGUGUGUGUGAGAUCAUCGGUCAGGCGGACGGUGGUCUGUCCGUGCUGCGGACCUUCCGUCUGCUGCGUGUGAUCAAGCUGGUGCGCUUCAUGCCCGCCCUGCGCAGACAGUUGGUGGUGCUCAUGAAGACCAUGGACAACGUGGCCACCUUCUGCAUGCUGCUCAUGCUGUUCAUCUUCAUCUUCAGUAUCCUGGGUAUGCACAUCUUCGGCUGUAAGUUCAGUCUGAAGACGGAGGCCGGGGACACGGUCCCCGACAGGAAGAACUUCGACUCCCUGCUCUGGGCCAUAGUGACCGUGUUUCAGAUCCUGACCCAGGAGGACUGGAACAUGGUGCUGUACAACGGCAUGGCCUCCACAUCUCCGCUGGCCGCCCUCUACUUCGUGGCACUCAUGACCUUCGGCAACUACGUGCUCUUCAACCUGCUGGUGGCCAUCCUGGUGGAGGGCUUCCAGGCCGAGGGAGAUGCCAAUCGCUCCUACUCCGACGACGACCGAUCCUCCUGCAAUUUCGACGAGACUGACAAACAGAAGGAUCCCCUCCAGCUUUCAGAUCCAAAAAUCUGCACCCUCACUCCAAACGGGCAUCUGGACCUGGCGCCGUCCCCGGCCACUGUGGGGCUGUUCCCGGCCGAGCAGCUCACCUUUGCCCUGGGCCCCCGCAAGAGCAGCGUCAGCUCACUGGGUCGGACCGGCCUGGAACAAAGGCCGCUGUGUCCAGGACGCGGCUCUCUGUACCACACCUGGGGCCGGCCCCUGCCCCAGACGUUGUGGCACCGCCGCUCCAGCUGGAACAGCCUGGGCCGCCCCACCCGGGCACUCGGGGUGGGUCUUGGCGGCGGUGGAGGUGGUGGUGGUGGGGGAGGGGGCAGCCUACGGCUUCGCGGCCCCCCUCAGUCCUACCUGGCCGAGCAGGAGUCCCUGCUGUCGCCUCCGCCCCUCCACCUGCCCCCGCACCUCCUCUCCCGGCACCUCUACCCGCGCCGCGAGCGCCGCGCCUACUCCCUGGAGCUGCCCGAGCUGCUGCAGGUGCCCCCGGGGCUGACCGGAGGGCCGCUGCUGCCCCUGCCCCCGCUGCACGCUCGCGUGCCGCGCAAGAAGAGCUUCUCGGAGGGCGUGGCCAUCGAGCACCAGGACUGCAAUGGCAAGACGCCGCUGUCGGCCCAGCAAAGGCUUCUCACAGAAGUCUAUCCCCAGGUCAACACGCGCAAGGACAGGGAGGACCUCGAUGACGAGCUGGACUAUAGUUUGUGUUUCCGGAUCCAGAAGAUGAUCGAGGUGUACCGGCCCGAGUGGUGUGAGGCUCGGGAGGACUGGUCCAUCUACCUCUUCUCCCCCCGGAACAGGUUCAGGCAGAUGUGUCAGUCCAUCAUAGCGCACAAGCUGUUUGACUAUGUGGUUCUGGCCUUCAUCUUCUCAAACUGCAUCACGGUGGCCCUGGAGAGACCAAAGAUUCUCCAGGGCAGUCUGGAGCGGGUGUUCCUCACCAUAUCCAAUUACAUCUUCACCGCCAUCUUUGUAGGGGAGAUGACACUCAAGGUGGUGUCGAUGGGGCUGUAUCUGGGCGAGCAGGCCUACCUCCGUAGCAGCUGGAACGUUCUAGAUGGCUUCUUGGUCUUUGUAUCGCUCAUCGACAUUGUGGUUUCCAUGGCGGGCGGGGCCAAGAUUCUAGGUGUGCUGCGGGUACUCCGGCUCCUCCGGACACUGCGCCCCCUUAGGGUUAUCAGUCGAGCUCCGGGCCUGAAGCUGGUGGUCGAGACGCUGAUCACUUCUCUGAAGCCCAUUGGAAACAUUGUGCUGAUCUGCUGCGCUUUUUUCAUCAUCUUCGGCAUCCUCGGAGUCCAGCUUUUCAAAGGGAAGUUUUUUCACUGCCUGGGUCCAGAUGUCAAAAACAUCACCAACAAGUCCGACUGUCUCCUGGCCAAUUACAAAUGGGUCCAUCACAAGUACAACUUUGACAACCUUGGGCAGGCUCUGAUGUCCCUGUUCGUCCUGGCCUCUAAAGAUGGCUGGGUCAACAUCAUGUACCAUGGCCUGGACGCUGUGGGUGUGGACCAGCAGCCUGUGACCAACAACAACCCGUGGAUGCUGCUCUACUUCAUCUCGUUCCUGCUCAUCGUCAGCUUCUUCGUGCUCAACAUGUUCGUGGGCGUGGUGGUGGAGAACUUCCACAAGUGCCGCCAGCACCAGGAGGUGGAGGAGGCCAAGAGGAGGGAGGAGAAGAGGCUCCGCCGCAUGGAGAAGAAGAGACGGAAGGCUCAGAAGUUGCCCUAUUACUCCAGCUACAGCCCUGUGCGUCUGAUGAUCCACAACCUGUGCACCAGCCACUACCUGGACCUCUUCAUCACCUUCAUCAUCUGCGUGAACGUGGUCACCAUGUCCCUGGAGCACUACAGCCAGCCUCACUCCCUGGAGAUAACACUGAAGUACUGCAAUUAUUUUUUCACCACAACCUUUGUGCUGGAGGCUGUUCUGAAGCUCAUCGCCUUCGGAGUCCACCGCUUCUUCAAAGACAGGUGGAACCAGUUGGACCUGGCCAUCGUGCUGCUGUCGGUGAUGGGCAUCAUACUGGAGGAGAUCGAGAUCAGCGCCGCACUGCCCAUCAACCCCACCAUCAUCCGCAUCAUGAGGGUGCUACGCAUAGCACGCGGUAAGGCCUUUUCACCAUCACUGCCCCUUAGAUGCCUGGUGGGGAACCUGGGCCUCCUCUUCAUGCUCCUCUUCUUCAUCUAUGCCGCUCUGGGAGUGGAGCUCUUUGGAGAACUGGUCUGUAAUGAGGAGUAUCGCUGUGAGGGGAUGAGCCGACACGCCACCUUUGAGAACUUUGGAAUGGCUUUCCUCACCCUCUUCCAGGUUUCCACUGGGGACAACUGGAACGGCAUCAUGAAGGACACUCUGCGCGAGUGCCCGCCAGGCACGGAGUACACGUGCAACCCCAGCCUGCAGUUCAUCUCGCCCAUGUACUUUGUGAGCUUCGUGCUGACGGCGCAGUUCGUGCUCAUCAACGUGGUGGUGGCCGUGCUCAUGAAGCACCUGGACGACUCCAACAAGGAGGCGGCUGAGGAAGCCGAGAUGGACGCCGAGAUCGAGCUGGAGAUGGCACAGGCCACCCUCUGCUGCAUGGGUGGCGCACCCGGAGUGGCCGGGGGCAACAAGGGCCGGACUGACCAGUGCGGACUACCGGGGCCCAGCACCGGUCCCCACACCCAUUCAGCCACCCCACACGCCAGCCCCCGCGAGCCCCGUGGUGACCCGCACCGGAUCUACUCACCUGCCCAGGAGAACCUGUGGUUGGACAGUGUGUCUCUGCUGAUCAAAGACUCCUUCGAGGGCGAGAUGCUGAUGAUUGACAACCUCUCGGGGUCCGUCUUCCACCACUACUCCUCCCCUCCCGUCUGCAAAGACUGCAAGACUCACCCGCAAGAGGAGAUCCGAAUGGCCGAGUUGGAGCAGGCUUCCUUGAGGUCCGAGCAGCUCUCGGACAAGUCCUCAUCGCCGGCGCUGCCCGACAACCUCAGCCUGGACGAGCAGAGCGUCUUUCAGCUGCUGGUCCAGGACAGCAAGGAUGAGGAGGACAUCCACAGCUCCGUGGAGACAGAGGCCCAUCAGGAGGGUUGGGACACGGCCUCAGACCCACGGCACUCCCACGGCCACUGCUCUCUGAUGGAGGUGGGGGAGGCGCGGCCGGAGGACAAGGCCCAGAAUCAGCUGCAGCAGUCCAGCCUCUCCCUGCCGGAGCACAGCCCUGGUCGGGCCGAGAGCAGCAGUAGCAGCACCAGAGAGGGCGGGCGUGUCUGUGAGGGGAGAGGUGCUGGGUGCGGAGGCUCAUCGCCCAGUCCCUUCCAGCUCCCAGCCGAGUUCUUCCACCCGGCUUCGGCAGCCAUCCCGGCACCGCCCAGGGCCCGGUAUGGCCACCGGUCCAAGCGGCUGAGGAUGACCUCUCCCGCGUCCUGGGCCUCGCUGCGAUCUCCAGGAGCCAACAGCAGGAUGCUCUGCACCCAGUACCCCUCUCACAGUGACUCUUCUCUGGCCACGGGGAGCUCCGAGGGCAGUCUCCAGACCACCAUGGAGGAAGGCCUGAGCUUCAGCGUGUCGCCGCCUCAGGAUCUAGAUCUUCCCCUGCCCUCACACUCCCCCUCCUCGCGCGACUGCGGAGACGCCGGCAGCCCGCACCGCAGAGACACCCUGACGCCCCACACCACCGCCACCUCCGUCACGUUCAGCCUCCAGGCCACCAGGGGUCAUCAGAGGAGCCAGAGCAGCUGCGGGGGCAGCACCAGCCCCGGUUGCCACCGGGAGGAUUCAAUGGACCCCUCCGACGAGGACCUGGGCAUCGUGAUUGGCGGUUGCAGCAACAGCGAACAGUUGUCUGAGACACUGAGCAGCCUCUCGCUCACUUCCCUUCUCUGCUCCAGCUCACUGCUGCCCCCAGUGGUGAAGAAGAGCAACAGCACGGGGAGCCUGGACCAGGGCAAUCUCUCCGGCAGGGGGAAGGACGCUCGGCCCCAGGUUUACACAAGCAACCCCUGGUCAGACCAGAGGAUAGGCAGGGUGGAGGUGGAGGGCGAACAGUCAGACAUGACAGAACUGGAGGGGAAGAGUACAAGCCAAAUAACAGUAGUGGCCUCCAACAAAAACAGAUGAAACCUCCCAUUUUGGCUCCUUCUCAAGGUCCGCCACUAGCCCUGUUUGUCUGUUUGGCAGGGUGUGGUAUGACACAGGAUGUUCCAUAUUAAAAAAACAACAACAACAACAAAAUUUCUCUUGCUCUCCCUCUCUCUCUAUCUCUCUGUCUUCUCAUUUGUUAACCCAUACCUCUUUUGUACUUUCCUGGAUAGCAGCUCCAGCUCAGUCAAGGGGGUUACAGGUGAUGCUGCGUAGCAGUUGAGACCGGAGAGGCUCUGGGCCUGCCCUGAUCAGGGGACUGGAGGGGGAAAGGGUCCCGCUUGAGUACCCAGAGAAUGGAGGACAAAAGACCAGCCUUUCUCAAAGCAGAGAGAGAGAACGCCUGGAGCCACAACUUUGCAAAGGGUGGAUGCCAGAGAGAUCACUGCGAUCACUGUUUCAAUCUCUUACAUAGACUGCACGUGGCAAGCGUGAAAUCAUUGGAAGAGAUUUGAUAUGUAUGCAAAGGGGGCUACUCUUUAUGAACAGACAGGCUUUUGGUGAAGGACUGGAGUGUUUUGUUUUGUCAGAGGGAUGCUUCUGUUUUCACAUUCAGAAGUGAGGGCCGUUGUUUGGAUUGUGAUCGCAUUUUGGGAUGUGCAGUAAUGAUGAAUGUGAGCAGACAGUUAAGGUAGCAAUUAUGCCACACUAUAGGUGGUUUUCGAUUUAGAUUUAAAUGUCCAAAUAGCUUAAAUUGUCUUUAUUCUAGAAGCAAGAGGAUGUUGUCCGGCUUGGGCUUUCUCAUCAGCAGGACCCUGACAGGAAGUGGUUGACUCCCAGGGAAGAAUUGCAAAGAAUCACCACCAAGGAAGAACUGCUUUGGAAGUAAAAGAGGGGCAGUGUGUCUGAGAGGCAUCGAGCAUGCUUAUCUCCCAGGAGGAUUAGGAGACAACUCUAGCGAUGCAUCCAUUGGAAAAUGACUUGACGGCAUGAUGGUAGCUCUCUUUUCAAAAGAGCAAGUUGCGUUUUUUGUCUCCCUGUUUUCAAACAGAAAAUCAACAUGAACAAAAUGUUAAGAAGCCAGUAAGAUGACAGAGUGAUUUUUAUUUGGAUAUUUUUUAUAGAGAUCUAAAGGCAAAGGAAAGAAAGGUCUAGUGUUGUCGUCACCACAUUCUUACCCCUUUCCCUGUUUGGUUCCUCCAUUUGACUUGAACUUAUUUUCUGCAAGUGGCUUCCAGUUUUAUAAAUUUUGGGGGGAUUUUGGGAACUUUUUAUACAGUGGGGGGAGACGAACAACCAAGCAAAAAAAAAAAAUGAAGAAAGUAAAAUGCGCUGAAGAUAAUUGUCCCUUCGCACAUGUCGGACUGCCGUUUCUCCCAGCAUUUAUAGUCAAUGCAGAAGAGAAUUCCUGGAGGAUAGUUUUUUCAGCACAAGUGGGCAUUUGUAUUCCAUUGACACCAUUCGAAGAGCUUGAAACCUUUCUUGCUGUUAUAUGCUGAAACUAAGAUUUAGAAAAUGCUGGUGAUUUUGAAAGCUUUAAUUUGAGUGUCAUAUGCCAUAGCAAGGUUUAUUAGAUUUGCAACAAAACAAAUUAUCACUACUUCAUUGUUUUAGCAUGAUUAUUGGAUUGCAAAAGAUGUGUCUUUUACUUGUCCUCCUACAUUAUGCACUCAUUCCUCUUUGAAAAAGAUCAGUAUCUAUCUUAGAUUGAUCUCAGUCACAGUAUUCAUGUACAAACUGAGCAUCUUUUAAACCUAUAGGUAUGACACUCAAAACACUCAAGUUGACUUUUUUUUUAUCUUAGACUAGUGUAGCAUUAUAGUAUACCUGGUGUGCUCCUUUAUAAGAUUCAGGUGAUCAAAAGACUUAGGGUUGACCUAUUGAUGAACUUUGUCGUCAGUCAGUAGUGAUCGUCUUUAUAAUGUGGGGAUAACAUUGAGUGGUUAAUGUGUAUCAACUGUCUUGUGUUAUAGAUCCAAGAAAUAUUUCAAAAGGUUAAUCCUAUAAGCACCAUUAUCAAGGGUAUUGCUUGUCAUGGUAUCAGUGGCGUGAUGGAUUGCAUAGGGUUUUGGCAGAUCAAAAAGUUCAAAAAGACACAACAAUGAAGGGCUUUAUCACAUUCCAAGAUUCUUGGAGUUCAAAAGACAAACUCUAUUGUCAGUAUAAAAGACGUUAUCAGUAAGUCUGAUUUCAAAGCAAUAAAGGAUAAGAUUUGAGUGUGCCCUGGAUGACAAGUAUGAUGUCACAGUUCACUUGAUAUAAAUAGACUAGCAUUGGUAAGAGAAUAUCCAAUUUCUACAAGAGUAAAAACUUGUGGUGUAGGUCUCCUAUCUUUGUCCAAUAAGGGACAGCUUAGCUCUAGCUUCUAUCUUUCUCCAAAUGAUGGACCAACCCAAACCUCUCUUAAAAACAAACCUUUCUAAAUGCCAACCAUUUUAAGGCUGAGCUACCUUUUUCCUUCAUAGAUGAACUAUUGAGGUCACUUAGAACUCAGGGCCAUGGUAAAAACCACUAACAAGCCCCGCGACUCGUGGCAGUACGCUACACUGGUUGUAACUCGGUCUUCAGGGCUCAGAUGGAUCAAUCCCAUUCAGUAGAUAUUAGCUUAUGAGUGGAAACAUAUUACCCCCCAAACCCCAUUGCAUUUGACAGUUAUGAAG
This is a messenger RNA of Alosa sapidissima (American shad), 10276 nucleotides long. RefSeq names its product voltage-dependent T-type calcium channel subunit alpha-1I-like. NCBI's taxonomy places the organism in Eukaryota, Metazoa, Chordata, Actinopteri, Clupeiformes, Clupeidae. Gene Ontology annotation, cellular component: neuron projection; plasma membrane; voltage-gated calcium channel complex. Gene Ontology annotation, molecular function: voltage-gated sodium channel activity; low voltage-gated calcium channel activity. Gene Ontology annotation, biological process: calcium ion transmembrane transport; membrane depolarization during action potential; sodium ion transmembrane transport. The transcript has 38 exons. The record is from RefSeq and is a predicted model, not a curated record. The coding region runs from base 924 to 7655 and encodes 2243 amino acids.